AUGGCAGUUGAGACUGGAGUGUUCUUUGAUCCAGCCGCAGACAUCCCAUCGUCGGCAGGGAAAGUCAUCCUAGUUACUGGCGGUGGGCGGAUAGGGGCAGAGUCUGUCAAAGCCUUCGCAGCCCACUCACCUGAGCACAUCUACAUCUCUGGACGCAACUCCACCGCCGCCGUAAGCCUCAUAGCCGAUAUUCGAUCGAGAUAUCCCGCUGCAGCACUCACGUUCAUUGAGCUCGACCUCUCAUCCUUACAUUCAGUCGUCCGCGGCAUAAAGACAGGUUUCAAACACGACCGCCUGGAUUUCCUUCUCCUUAAUGCUGGCAUCAUUGCCAAACCACCCGCCCUCAGCAUCGACGGUUAUGAGAUCCAAUGCGCGACAAACCACAUCGGACACGCUAUGCUCACGAAACAAGUUCUUCCACAUCUGUUGAACGCGACGAAGAUGCCAGGUGCAGAUGUCCACGUAGUGAUCACUACGUCCGAGGGCUACGAGCUCCAUCGUCUGAUCAAGGGCGGCAUCGCAUUCGACGAACUCCAAAGCGGCAGCACAAUGAGCCGCACGAUCCUCGGGCCGUGGGCGAGGUACGGACAAUCAAAGCUAGCGAACAUCCUGUUUGCGUUGGAGUUGGGCCGUACAUAUCCGGAGAUCAUGACGGUUUCGGUACAUCCGGGUGUCGUCAAGACUCCUAUGCUCGAUGGGUUGCACGGGUUCAACAAGGUGUUCAAUGAUUUUGGGUGUCGGCUCAACGGAACCAUCCCGGUGGAACUCCAUCAGGGUGCGUGGAAUCAGCUUUGGUGCGCUGCCGGAGCGACGAGGGAGGAGUUGGUUAAUGGAGGUUUUUACAAACCGGUAGGCGUCUAUUGCACAGAGAAAUUGACGCCGCUUGUGAAGGACAAAGACUUGGCGAAGAAACUGUGGUACUGGACUGAUGAGAUUCUUGUAAAGUUCGACGAUGGGAUGAGCAAAUAA
Macroventuria anomochaeta is the source of this 969-nucleotide messenger RNA. Its product is annotated as NAD(P)-binding protein. Lineage: Eukaryota; Fungi; Ascomycota; Dothideomycetes; Pleosporales; Didymellaceae. The transcript has 2 exons. Bases 1 to 969 code for a protein of 322 amino acids. The record is from RefSeq and is a predicted model, not a curated record.